Molecule: messenger RNA, 1464 nt
Organism: Caenorhabditis briggsae
Lineage: Eukaryota; Metazoa; Nematoda; Chromadorea; Rhabditida; Rhabditidae
Exons: 8
Coding region: 1-1464 (487 amino acids)
Source: RefSeq, a predicted model, not a curated record
AUGGUUCCGGUUCUUGUGCUGCUCGUUUCGCUCAUUUUUGCUGAUGGAUAUGUGAUUGGAGGUGGUACCCAGCCCGGUGGUAACCAAUACAACCCAUCAUCUCCAAUCUACAACGGUGGCAUUGGUGGAGGAGUUUCUCCAGGUGGAGGAUCCAACAAUGGAGGAGGAGGCGUUCAGAGAGAUGAAGGAGGUUACUGUAACUACAACACGGACUGUCGCUCGGGGCUAUACUGUACUCCAAGUGUAAACGGUGUUAAGAUCUGUCUGUCUUCGAGUAAUGGAGGAGGUGGAAAUGGUUUUCCAUCUGGAUGCUCCACGUCUUCAAAUUGUGCAAAUGGAGGAGUCUGUGUUGUGAAGAAUGGAGUUGGAAGUUGUCAGAUUCAAACAGGAGGAUAUAUUUCGCCAGCCAGACAGGGUAUGAAUCCCAUAAAACCACUGGUCCCUUUGAGAUGUGAAUCUGACGCCGAAUGUCCAUCAAUGGAGUAUUUGUGUGUUUUUAGUACGGCUAUGCAGGAUAGAGUAUGCUGGAAGUACGGGGAUGUGGUCACCGACGGAUAUGUGAUCCCUAUCAAACACAAAAUUUCUAUGGAGCUUCAGAAGUCCACGACGUCUCCGCCACCACCUCCAAAAACCCCAAAACCCAUUGAAAAUAAUGGGUUUUUUGCCGAAUCUCGAGCAAUUUUCGACAGAGAGCCAGAACCAGGAAGCCUACUGACUUCAACCCUUCAAAAACGAGCCGAUGAUGAUUCAAUAAGUUUUUCAAAAAACUUGGAUUCGUCGAAAUCUCCGAUUUAUGUCAAAAUAGAAGAUGUGCCGGAAGUUUCUGGACAACACGAUGGUGAAGCGGUUCGGACGACUAAAGUGAUUGUCAAGGAGGAGGAAAAAGUGGAUUCUGAACUUUUGAAUUCUGGAAUUCAGAAGACGAAAAUUGGAGAAGGAGUGGAAGUGGUGGAGAAUGAGCCAAUUGAUCCGAUGGCUACGGUAUGCCAACAUGAUUAUCAUUGCCGAAUGGGAGAAAGCUGCUCGGGGCGAGUACGAUUUGUGGAUCGAAACAUUACAGUAUGCCGAUACGAUAUUCUGAAAAAGCAUCGGCAAUGCAUCUACCAUUCGGAUUGCUUAUCGGGACAGCGCUGCACACCGAAAUCCAAAGAUUUAGCGACAUGUGAAACGGAUAUAUCUGCCACACUUGGAUCCAUCGAAUGUUUUUAUGAUUACGAGUGUUCGGGAGGAGAGAAAUGUACACUUAUUGAUGAUAAGCAACGGAAAUUCGUUUGUCGACCAUCGCCGACUUCUGAUCCACGCAUGAAUCAGAUUUGCACCACCAAUGCUCAGUGCCCGUUCCAACAGGUUUGCCGCCAAUCCGCCGGAAUUUCCAUCUGUGUAGACGUGUCGAUUUCAAAGAACCCUGCAAUGCUCCACGAACGUCUUUGGCGGUUCCUGCGAAAUUUCAUUUUCCAUCGAUAA